Molecule: messenger RNA, 1893 nt
Organism: Danaus chrysippus (African queen)
Lineage: Eukaryota; Metazoa; Arthropoda; Insecta; Lepidoptera; Nymphalidae
Source: the annotation of a GenBank genome assembly
AUGAUGAACAUCAUACAUUCUAGAAAACGAUCGAGUAGAUCUGAAGGUUCAGAAGAUGAAAGUGAGAGACAACCGACUAGCAUUUCUUCCGACAGUGAACUGUCACACUCGCCGCAAACACAAGGAUGGAUUGUUGUGAAGAACGAAACAGUCGCUACAAUAGAUACGCUAGAGCUAGAAGUUGAGCAGGUGACUCUACGAGCUCAUCGGAGUACGGCUCUAGCGAGGUGUGUGGAGGCUCUAGCUCUCGUGAUCAGGGAUGUAGCUCACGUCACCCCCCACAACUGUAGAGCAGCUGUAAGAUGUGUGCGUCUGUUAGCACGUGCAACUCUACAUUCAGGAAAAAGUCAAGAGAAAAGAUCCAACAGCGGUUCCAGGAGACGAGCUCGAUCCGACUCAAGUGAUGAUGAGGACUCCCUGGACCACUACCACAUGGUCAGCAUUCAGCUGUUAGACCUCAUGCACACACUACACAGCAGAACGGCUCAGAUAUUCAAGUGGUGGAAGGAUGAAGCUGAUGCUGGACCAGCGGAAGAUUACGAUCUGUGGGAAGUCGCCUGGAAACCUCUGCUGCAAGGAAUCGCUGAGUUUUGUACUGACAGAAGGAAACAGGUAGCGAACAGCGCGAUCGCCUAUCUCCAGCGAGCUCUUCUAGCGCCGGCGCUAGCUGCGCUAGGCGGCGCUGGCUGGGAGGCGUGCUUCGAACAUGUGUUACUGCCGCUACUACACGACCCGCCGGCCAGACCUGACGCAGCGGCCAGAGCCGAUACUGUUAUGUGCAAGGUGUUCCUCCAACAUCUAUCAGCUCUGAGUUCUCGGCGAUCGUUCUCGUCUCUGUGGUCUAAGGUCGCUAGUGUUCAGAGGUCGCUGUUGUCGAGUAGCGCCGAGCCGCUCCGGGAGGCGGCGCUAGAGUCGCUCAAAAACAUGCUGCUUGUCAUGCACUCUGUACGGAUAUUCAACGACGGAGACGGCUAUAAUGAUCUAUGGUACCUCACGUGGGAGAUUAUUGGAGAGUUCUUACCAAACUUGAAGGAAGAACUGUUCCCUGAUGCUAACGACACUAAAGCUCCACCAAAUUCAACAAACAACGUGCAGUCUUCAAUGCCGCUUCUGCCCAACAUAGUACCAGUUGGACAAACCAAUCCGCCAAUGCAGCCAACACCACAAUCGCCAACCAAUAUUACAUUGGCCGCCAAUCAAGCCACUCCAUCGAUCCCGAUCCAAAUACAAAGAUCAUCAGCACAAUCCCCAAACAUACUAGUAGCCACUGUGGCCCAAUCGCCUGUCAAUUUAUCCCAAUCCCCACCACAAGCCCCGCCAUUGAUCACGCCAGUACCAAUUGCACAAGCCAAUGUUGCGCCAAAGGUUGGCCAACCGAACGUCGCGGCUCCUAUCAGCGGGAUGGUGCCGAUAAGGAAUCCUUUAUAUGACCAAACUGGUCUAACAUCAUCCGUACUGUUGCAGCCCUUGAAUGAGAUGAUUUCAACUCCUAUUGGAAUAUCGAUACAGACACAAUCGCCUAUACUCUGUCCUCGACCUGAGCCUGUGUUAAGUGAAAAUGGUCCUAAUUCCAAAGAGAUAGAGUCCACUAAAGGAGAACUUUAUAACGAAUACAUUACCAACCCCUACACAGAAAUCAAAGACCUAUCAGACAAAGAAGCAACUUUAUACGAUCCGGAGGAAAAUCGUCACGUUCCCGUCACGGAUCCGUUAAUACAAAAAUCAUUCAGUGCGAAUGUGACUCCAAUGCAUACUGUUAAUAAGGCUCAAUUCGGUUCAACGGACAAUGUGAGGCAGGAGUCCAGUAUAUUUAACUUUUCAAACUAUUUCGGAUCUGUGAGUGAAAAAAAUUCCGAAGUUUUUGAUACGCUGAUGUCGACUCAAGAAGGAUAG